AUGGAUUAUAUGUUUCCUUCAAGAAACACUGAGACCUUGUUGGUGAGUUCAGACAAGCUAACCAACCAUGAAAAUGUCAAUUCAAGCCAUGAAGAAGAGCCUCCUUUGUUCUUGCAGUUCCCUUCACCUUUUCUUGACAUGGAUACCACUACAAUACUCCCAAACCUCCACCAGCAGCAUCACCUCUCCACCCAUGGAUGCAGAACCACCACCGUCAGCUCCCUGAACAAGCCUAUGAAACUCAGCAACGCCACCUCCAACCCUUUAGCUUUGGCUUCUAAAGGGAAAUGUGUAAGGAAGAGAAGAAGUGUGGGUAAGAAAGAUAGGCACAGCAAAAUUCAUACAGCUCAAGGCCUUAGAGACAGGAGAAUGAGGUUAUCUGUUCAUACGGCUCGUAAGUUUUUUGAUCUCAAUGAUCUGUUAGGAUUCGACAAAGCAAGUAAAACCAUUGAGUGGCUCUUUUCCAAGUCCAAGAAGGCCAUCGAAGAAGUCACUGAAAGCUUUCAAUCAGAUGAUGCUGCUCAAGCUGCAGUCUGCGGUGAGACUAUUGAGAGCGAAUCGCCUUUGUCUGCCUGUGAAAAUGAAUCAGUGAACGAUAUCAUAACUGCUACGGACAAAGGUGAAAACUUGGAGCUCCAGAGUGAUCAGAUCAGGGAUACGAACUCAAGAAAGUGGAUGGAAAUUUAUCCAUCGGUGAGGGAGUCGAAGGGUAAGGCUAGAGAGGAAUCAAGGGAGAGAAUGGUGAUCAAGCAUCUUGAGAAACCAAAGCAGUUGUUUGAGGCAGAUCCUGAAGUUCAUCUCAACCAACCCCAAUUAGGGUUUUCGGAAAAUCCUGAUAAUCAUAAUAUAGAAGAAUCACCAUGUUUUCCUCUUGAAUAUUCAAACACCUAUCACUUUCUUAAGCAACUUCACUUGGAUAACACUGUGAGCAAAACCAAUACUUAUUUGGGGAACAUCACUUCCAUCUCAUCCACAAAUUGCUCCAUGUUUGAUCAUUACAACAAAAACAUUGCCGAACCACCAGCUGGUUGGUUAAAUUCCAGAAAUACAUUCUUGGGGUUCCUUGGAGGCUGGGAUUCGGGGAGUUCUAGAAUGGAAUCCGGCAAUCCGCUGACUGUGCCAAACAUUGCACCAUUGAAAGGUAGUACUAAUGGGGAGAACCCUAACUCAAGUAUAAUUUCCUCCGAUUUUGUAAAUUUCCAUUCUCAAAACCAAGGACAGUAA
Molecule: messenger RNA, 1224 nt
Organism: Cynara cardunculus var. scolymus (artichoke)
Lineage: Eukaryota; Viridiplantae; Streptophyta; Magnoliopsida; Asterales; Asteraceae
Product: transcription factor TCP12-like
Exons: 1
Coding region: 1-1224 (407 amino acids)
Biological process (GO): regulation of secondary shoot formation
Cellular component (GO): nucleus
Molecular function (GO): DNA-binding transcription factor activity; sequence-specific DNA binding
Source: RefSeq, a predicted model, not a curated record